Messenger RNA from Carassius auratus (goldfish), 1933 nucleotides. RefSeq names its product ribonuclease inhibitor-like. The record is from RefSeq and is a predicted model, not a curated record. Gene Ontology annotation, cellular component: cytoplasm. Lineage: Eukaryota; Metazoa; Chordata; Actinopteri; Cypriniformes; Cyprinidae. Gene Ontology annotation, molecular function: protein binding. The transcript is spliced from 13 exons. Bases 218 to 1933 code for a protein of 571 amino acids.
CGAUGAUUUACUACAGGAUCCAAACUGUCAACUGAAGACACUGAGGUUUUUGAGUCCUGCUGCAGAAGAAGCCUGUAAAUAUCUGACUGAAGUUCUUCACAUUAAAAACCCAUUACUCCUGAGAGAACUGGAUCUGAGUGAACGUGAACUAGAAGACACACGAGUGAAUCAGAUCUCUGCUCUACUGCAGGAUAAACACUGUAAACUCAACACACUGAUGUUGAAGAAUAGCAGUAUUACAGAAGAAGGUUGUGCUGCUCUGAUUUCAGCGUUUGAUUCAAAUCCUUCAAACCUGAUCGAGCUGGAUCUGAGUGGAAAUAAACUAGAAAACUCAGGAAUAGAGAAGAUCUUUCUUCUGUUGAAAAAUCCUCAAUGCAAAUUCAUGAAACUGAAACUCUCAGACUGCAGUAUCACAGAAGAAGGUUAUAAAGCUCUGGCUUCAGCUCUGAGAUCAAACCCUUCACACCUGAUAGAGCUGGAUCUCACAGGAAAUGAUCCUGGACAAUCAGGAGUGAAGCAGCUCAGUGAUUUACUACAGGUUAAAAACCAUAAACUAAAACUGAGGUUUUUGGGUCCUACUGCAGAUGAAGCCUGUCAGUAUGUGAAAGGAAUUGUGGGUAAAAACCCAUUACUCCUGAGAGAACUGAAUCUGAGUGAAAAUAAGCUGCGAGUGAAUCAGAUCACUGCUCUACUGCAGGAUAAACACUGUAAACUCAACACACUGAUUCUGAAUAACAGCGAUAUCACAGAAGAAGAUUGUCGUGUUCUGGCUUCAGCUUUAAAUUCAAACCCUUCAAAUCUGACAGAACUGAAUCUGAGUCAAACUAAACUCAGAAACUCAGGAAUGAAGAUCUUCUCGACUCUGUUUAAGAAUGAACAGUGUAGACUGAAAAAACUGAAGUUUAAUUCCAUCUGUAUUACUGAAGAAGGUUGUUCUGCUCUGGUAUCAGCAUUCAAUUCAAAUCCUUCAAACCUGAUCGAGCUGGAUCUGAGUGGAAAUAAACUCGGAGACUCUGGAGUGACUCAAAUCUCCAGUCUAAUGAGAAAUGUACAGUUUUCACUGCAGAUACUGAGACUGUCAGACUGCAGUAUCACAGAAGAAGGUUAUAACGCUCUGGCUUCAGCUCUGAGAUCAAACCCUUCACACCUGAUAGAGCUGGAUCUCACAGGAAAUGAUCCUGGACAAUCAGGAGUGAAGGAGCUCAGUGAUUUACUACAGGAUCCAAACUAUCAACUGAAGACACUGAGGUUUUUGGGUCGUGCUGCAGAAGAAGCCUGUAAAUAUCUGACUGAAGUUCUUCACAUUAAAAACCCGUUACUCCUGAGAGAACUGAAUCUGAGUGAACAUGAACUAGGAGACACAGGAGUGAAUCAGAUCUCUGCUCUACUGCAGGAUAAACACUGUAAACUCAACACACUGACGUUGAAGAAUAGCAGUAUUACAGAAGAAGGUUGUGCUGCUCUGAUUUCAGCGUUUGAUUCAAAUCCUUCAAACCUGAUCGAGCUGGAUCUGAGUGGAAAUAAACUAGGAAACUCAGGAAUAGAGAAGAUCUGUCUUCUGUUGAAAAAUCCUCAAUGCAAAUUCAUGAAACUGAAUCCUGCUGCACAGGAAGCGUGUGAGUAUCUCACUAAAGUUCUGGGCACAAGUCCAUUAUUACUGACAGAACUGGAUCUGAGUGAAGAUAAAUUAGGAGAUCUGGAUGGAGAGAAACUCUCUGCUCUUUUGGUGGACUCUCACAGCAAACUGGAGAAAAUGAAGCUGAAUAAUUGUGAGCUGACAGAGAAAAGCUGUUCAGUUCUAGCUACUGUUCUCUCCUCCAAAACCAUCCUGAAAGAGAUGAACCUGAACAACAGUCGUCUGCUGGACUCAGGAGUCAAAGUGAUCUGUGAGGGACUGAAGAAAUCUGUGUGUGAGCUGAAGAUACUCAAGUGA